AUGCGGCGGCUGACAACUGCGACAUCUGCGUCGCGCCUGUCGCGUCUGUUCCAGCAGCAGCCCAUUGAGGAACUGCUGGAGCUCCGAAGCAUUGUAGCUGUUCAGGACCUCGUAGCGAAGAUCUCGGAUGACCCUGUCCCGCGCCGUCUAAACGAGAACAAUGCAUACGUUCAGUGGGUCCAGACGCAUCGCAGCAGCCAGUCUUUGACGGGGCAGAUGGACAAGACAGCCUUUGACGCGUUUGUUAAGGACGUCAGUGUCUACCUCCAGACUAUAGAAGCGGAGGCGUGGCAGGAAUGUGGCAAGAUUGGACCGAUGGAAGAGGAAGAACUCGGGGGUCACAAAGCGGACGAGUUUGUUGAGGCAGUGAAGCUGAAGAUGGCAAGACACAUGUGCACGCAGACUGCAAUGAGCUUUGAGCUGUUGGACAAGGACAAAGACGGAAAGGUUUUUGUUGACGAGGUCACGAAAUUGCUGCAAGUUGUUGCGCACGGUAACGGAACGAAAUGGCUGAAGAGCCAGUUUGACUUGUACGACGCAGACGGCGACAAUGUUGUUGACGAAGCCGAGUCAAGGCUCAUUUUAGAUUCCAUGAUUACGACGCAAAAGGCGGUGAUGGCCGAUAUUUUUGCGACUCGCGUGAACAAUAUGCCGAAGAAGCACGAGAAACUGUUUGCCAAAAGUGUGAAAGAAGAGGAUUUCCGAUCCAAGAUUCCAGAGAAGGUGCGAUGCGUGUUCCACUUUGCUAACAAGUUGGACAAGGAGCGCAAAACAUACGACUGGGAGCUUUUCGAGGAUUCGCAGAGAGCUGAGUUUCCUGAAUUGCAUAACUUGCUCACCGUCUACGCAAAGGGCUUCUAUACCGAUAGAUUCAUGUUCUACGAGCGCAAGCAGGAGAGACGAAGCACGCGGUACAAGGGCCUUCUGCUUGCAGCUGCCAUUGGUAUGGGCGACUACAUCGCUGCCAUGAUAUAG
Messenger RNA from Hyaloperonospora brassicae, 975 nucleotides. NCBI's taxonomy places the organism in Eukaryota, Oomycota, Peronosporomycetes, Peronosporales, Peronosporaceae. The record is from the annotation of a GenBank genome assembly.